Engraulis encrasicolus (European anchovy) is the source of this 2901-nucleotide messenger RNA. RefSeq lists its product as uncharacterized. Lineage: Eukaryota; Metazoa; Chordata; Actinopteri; Clupeiformes; Engraulidae. Gene Ontology annotation, molecular function: nucleic acid binding. Gene Ontology annotation, biological process: DNA integration. The transcript has a single exon. Bases 1 to 2901 code for a protein of 966 amino acids. The record is from RefSeq and is a predicted model, not a curated record.
AUGCAUGCAAAUGUCAUUUACAAAGGACAGACGAAGCAGCUACCUUUAUUGGUGGUUAGAGUGGAGGGCCCAAACCUAUUGAGUAGAGAUUGGCUCAAGGCAGUGAGACUAGACUGGACAGCCAUAUUCAAACUCCAAGAAGGACAGCAGCAAGAGUUAGAGACUCUGCUGUCACAACACCAGGAUGUGUUUAAAGGUGAAUUAGGCACACUAGUGGGGGCUACCGCUAAAAUCUAUGUAGACCCAGAGGCCAAGCCUCGCUACUUUAAGGCUAGGCCCUUGGCAUAUGCGCUCAAAGAAAAAGUUGAAACUGAGUUGACCAGGCUGCAGAAGGAAGGGAUCUUAGAGCCUGUUAGUUUUGCUGAGUGGGCAGCCCCAAUAGUCCCCAUAGUCAAACCAGACAAGAGCAUAAGGAUAUGUGGUGACUACAAAGUUACAGUGAAUCCAGUGUCAAAGCUUCCAAAGACGGAAGACUUGCUGGCAGUGCUGGGAGGAGGGCACAAGUUCACUAAACUGGACAUGUCUCAGGCUUACCAGCAGCUGCCACUGGAGGAAAAUUCCAAGACAUUCACAACAAUAAACACACAUCGUGGACUGUAUCAGUACACCAGACUGCCCUAUGGGGUGUCCUCAGCCCCAGGCAUUUUUCAGCGCACCAUGGACAAUUUACUACAGGGGCUUCCUCAGGUGGUGGUGCGAGUAGACGACAUGCUUGUGACGGGGAAGGACGAUGCCAGCCAUCUACAGAAUUUAGGGACGGUACUGUCCAGACUGAAUGCAGCAGGACUCCGCCUUAAGCGAGAGAAAUGCAUUUUCAUGGCGCCAGAGGUGGUGUAUCUGGGCUACCGAAUAAAUCAUGCAGGGAUUCAACCAGUGGCAGACAAAGUUGAGGCCAUUGCAAAUGCAACUGCACCAACAAACCAGACUCAGCUUAAGUCAUUCCUGGGGAUGCUGAACUAUUAUCAUCGCUUCUUGCCGAAUGUAGCCACUGUGCUGGAGCCCCUGCAUGAACUCUUCAGAAAAGGAGUGCCAUGGAAAUGGGAGAAAUGUCAUGAGAGUGCCUUUGACGCAGCGAAAAAGUGCCUCCAGUCUGAACAACUGUUAAUGCAUUUUGAUGACACAAAACCCCUCUACCUGGCCUGUGAUGCAUCCCCAUAUGGCGUGGGAGCAGUGUUAUCCCACCGGCUCCAAGACGGCGCAGAUAGACCCAUAGGAUACAUGUCACGGUCCUUGUCAUCGGCAGAACGUGGUUACUCUCAGCUGGAAAAGGAGGCUCUGGCUAUAAUAUUUGGCCUAAAAAAAUUCCACCAGUACCUGUAUGGAAAACAUUGUACCAUAGUCACAGACCACAAACCACUCCUGGGUCUCUUUGGAGAGCUUAAGGGCAUCCCACAGCAGGCGGCUGCCAGAAUGCAAAGGUGGGCAUUGAUGCUCGCGGCCUAUGAAUACACCUUGGAGUAUAAGGAGGGCUCCAGACAUGGGAAUGCCGAUGCCUUGAGCAGACUUCCUCUGCCGAGCCGUCCCAAGGCCACACCCCAGGAGGAGGAGGUGGUGAUGCUUAUGGAACACAUGAAUGGCACACCAGUGCAAGUCAAGCAGAUCCGCGACUGGACACGGAGAGACCGCGUACUGUCAAGAAUACAGCAGUGGCUGAGACAAGGCUCUUGGCCCGUCACCUGCACAGAUCCCGAGCUCCAGCCCUACGUAAGACGGCAGCAUGAACUGAGCAUGGAGGAUGGGUGUAUACUGUGGGGUAGCAGGGUGAUAAUACCCCCUCAAGGAAGAGAGACCAUGAUAGAAGAACUACAUGAGGCCCAUCCAGGAGCCUCAAAGAUCAAAAUGCUAGCUCGAAGCUAUGUGUGGUGGCCGAACAUGGAUGCUGAGCUGGAAGCAGCAGUGCGUAAAUGUCACGUUUGUCAAAUCAACCAAGCCUCUCCAGCUGCAGCGCCCUUACAUCCGUGGGAGUGGCCCGCACAACCAUGGAUGAGACUGCAUGUGGAUUUUUGCGGGCCAGUUUCAGGAAAAAUGUUCCUGAUUGUCAUUGAUGCUUACUCGAAGUGGAUUGAAGCUCAUCCAAUGCAGGCUGUAACAUCCACCGCUACCAUAGAAAAGUUGCGAAGCAUAUUCGCCACUCAUGGAAUACCAGCUGUCCUGGUCAGCGACAAUGGGCCUAGUCUAGUCAGUGCCGAAUUCAAACAAUUCCUUACCAAGAAUGGCAUAAAGCAUGUCACCACAGCACCUUAUCAUCCAUCUUCAAAUGGCUGCGCAGAGCGUGCAGUGCGGGUGUUCAAGGAAGGCAUCAGGAAGAUGGGGGAGGGGAGUCUGGAGACAAAAGUCUCAAGGUUCCUGUUUAAGUAUCGAUCAACCCCUCAGACCACAACUGGGUCCACACCAGCUGAGCUCCUCAUGAAUAGGAGACUCAGGAGUGUUCUUGAUUUAGUUUGCCCUGCACUUGGAGACAAAGUGGGACAGAAACAGGCCAUGCAGAAAGAAUAUCAUGACAAGCAUGCCAGAGACAGAGCAUUCACAGAAUCAGACCAAGUCUAUGUGAGAGGAUAUUCGGGUCAGAAGUGGAUCCCUGCAACGCUCAUCGAGAGGACAGGGCCAGUUUCAUGGAGGGUGAAAACACAAGAUGGAAAAGUGGCCAGGCGACAUCAGGACCAGAUCCGUCCUCGUUACGAUCAGGACAGAGUGGAAGCCACCUUUCAAGAGGAAAGCGUACCAGAAAACCUGGCUCCUCCCGAACUGUCAGAUCCAGAGCCAGAGCCAGAGCCGCCGGCACAGGAGACAGGUGGCCCAGGGCCGCCUGAACCUUCUCUUGAGGAGGAACCACGUUUCCCAGUCAGACUUAGGCAGGCACCCACUUAUCUCAAGAACUACGUCCUUCCAGGGGCACAAUAA